Saccoglossus kowalevskii is the source of this 394-nucleotide messenger RNA. Its product is annotated as biogenesis of lysosome-related organelles complex 1 subunit 4-like. The record is from RefSeq and is a predicted model, not a curated record. NCBI's taxonomy places the organism in Eukaryota, Metazoa, Hemichordata, Enteropneusta, Harrimaniidae. Gene Ontology annotation, cellular component: BLOC-1 complex.
CAGACUAUAAAAUGGCAUUUAAACAAAAAUUAUUUAUUACUUUGUAUAGAGAGCCACUAUGGAAGACUCUGUUGAAGAUAUGUUGAUGAAACUAGAUGAAUUUAUCAGUUCUGUAAAUAUGAUACGUGAUGACUCUUCAUUGUGUCUGAAUAGCACCAUACCGAAUAUUCAUGCAAAGAGUGUAGAAAUGAGGAGAAUAUUUAACAAAAUUGACCAGUUAGAGGUGUUUGUUACUAGAGUAAAGCAAGACGUGACAUUACUAGAAGAUCAAGUGAAUACAGCAGAGACUGAAUUAGAAUUGGGAUCCCUUAGCUCAAUCAAGAAGGCAUUUAGUUCACUUCCAUUACCAUUUACUGUAAGUACAUAAGUGUUAAAAUAACUCAUGCAUAAAUUA